AUGAACUCAACAUCCUCUCGGCCACGCUGGAAAGGCGGCAGCAUCAUCGUCGUGGGAGCCGGCAUCGGCGGGCUCGCCGCAGCAGUAAGUCUAGCGCAGAAGACGGAGCACUCGAUCCGCGUGCUCGAGAGCAGCCCGACGCUCAAGGAGACGGGCGCUGGCAUCCAGAUCACGCCCAACGCGUCCCGCAUCCUCACUUCGUGGGCGCUCAAAGACGACUUCGAGGCGGUGGCGACGUUGUCGGACUACAUGGAGGUUCGGCGCUACGCCACCAACGAAGCUAUUGGACUCGUUCCUUCCGAUGCCGAGGGCUAUGCGACGAGGGUCUGGGGCUCGCCGCACUGGACGAUCCACCGGGCGGACUACCAGCAGAUCCUCGCUGCGCGGGCUGCUUCUCUUGGGGUGCAGAUGUCAUUCGGCGCGAAAGUUGUCAGUGUUGAUUCCGAGGCUUGCACGGUGCAGCUCGCGGACGACAGCAUCCUCGCCGCCGAACUGAUUGUGGGCGCAGAUGGCAUCCGCUCUCGUGUCCGCUCCUCGAUCCCCCGCCUCGCCGAGAUCACGCCUCUGCGCGCCGAGAACUACUGCUACCGCGUCCUCCUCACCCGUCAGCAGAUGCUCUCGCAUCCACUCGUGGCUGAGGUCAUGCUGAACCCCAACCGCAUGGCGUGGGCUGGCCACAAGAAACACAUCAUCGGCUACCCCAUCGCACACGGUGAGCUGUACAAUUUAGUCAUCAUCAUUCCCGAUGUACAUCAAUCUGCUCCGUUGAACCAGUACAACCAGCCUGGGUCGGUGGAGGAGAUGCUCGACGAGAUUCAAGAAUGGCAUCCAGCUGUUCGCACGAUGCUGAGGCAGGCGGACAGCUGCGCCAAGUGGACGCUUGCGGACCUCCCUCCCCUCCCCACCUGGCACAGCGACAGUGGGCGCAUCGUACUGCUGGGCGAUGCGGCGCAUGCGACGACCCCCCACGCUGCGAGUGGCGCGGCGCUGGCAUUGGAAGACGCGGAAGUUCUGGGAUGCUGUGUUGCUGCUUGUGCGAAAGUGGGAGAUCUACCGAAGGUGAUGGAGGUGUACGAAAGUCAGAGGAAGAAAAGGUGUGAACGGGUCGUGGAGGUUAGUCGACAGAAUGCAAACACUUUCAGUAUGCCGGAUGGGGAGGCGCAGCGGGUCAGGGAUGCACAGUUUGCAGCGGCCACAGAGAGGGUGCUGGCUCAAGUCAGAGGGGAUCAGAAGUUGGUGGUGCCAGAGGCCGAUAUGGAGAAGCCGUUUCCGAGCCCGGCAUUCCUCAUGUGGCUAUAUGGGUACGACGCGAUAAAGGCAGCUGAAGAUAGUAUCCGUGAAUUGGACCUUUGA
Messenger RNA from Cyphellophora europaea CBS 101466, 1353 nucleotides. RefSeq lists its product as uncharacterized. The transcript has a single exon. The record is from RefSeq and is a predicted model, not a curated record. Gene Ontology annotation, biological process: secondary metabolite biosynthetic process. Bases 1 to 1353 code for a protein of 450 amino acids. NCBI's taxonomy places the organism in Eukaryota, Fungi, Ascomycota, Eurotiomycetes, Chaetothyriales, Cyphellophoraceae. Gene Ontology annotation, molecular function: FAD binding; monooxygenase activity.